AUGCAAGGAAACAAGGAGAACGCGACGCCGGCGACGAAUAGCCAACUGGGCGAAGCGAACGGUGCGACGCAACCGGCGCCCGCGGCAGCUUCCGCACCAGCGUCCGGGUACAUCUUCCCGGGCUGCACCAAGCCCUUCAACGAGAUGACUGAUGACGAGAUCGAGGCCGGCGUGCGUGCGGGCAUCCUCCCGCUCAAGGCCUUGUACCCCACCGCGGUCAAGAUCACGAAGACGCCGUUGCCGGGGACGACCAAGCCGAUUGCACCGACAUCGCCCGGCGUCUUCAAGGUGUUUAUGUACCUCAUCGACGAGCUGGCCAACGAGGCCAUCGUCGCGGACCCGCAUGGCAUCUACCCGCUCGAGUUUGAAGGCAUCGACAAGAUCGUGCAGCUCCACUUGGCGUUCCCGGAAGCGAUCUGGCAGUUGUAG
This is a messenger RNA of Saprolegnia diclina VS20, 429 nucleotides long. RefSeq lists its product as hypothetical. The record is from RefSeq and is a predicted model, not a curated record. The coding region runs from base 1 to 429 and encodes 142 amino acids. The transcript has 2 exons. Lineage: Eukaryota; Oomycota; Saprolegniomycetes; Saprolegniales; Saprolegniaceae.